This is a messenger RNA of Oxyura jamaicensis (ruddy duck), 5464 nucleotides long. It is a transcript of the gene SLC39A9, whose product is annotated as solute carrier family 39 member 9. The transcript is spliced from 7 exons. The coding region runs from base 86 to 1003 and encodes 305 amino acids. The record is from RefSeq and is a predicted model, not a curated record. Gene Ontology annotation, biological process: zinc ion transport; transmembrane transport. Gene Ontology annotation, cellular component: membrane. NCBI's taxonomy places the organism in Eukaryota, Metazoa, Chordata, Aves, Anseriformes, Anatidae. Gene Ontology annotation, molecular function: metal ion transmembrane transporter activity.
GGCCGCUCCUGGGCCCGGGGCGUCCGCACGGGCUGAGGCGGGGCUGGGGCGGGCAGCUCGCCGCCGGACCUCGCCGCCAGGCGCCAUGGACGACUUCCCUGCCAUCUGCCUGCUGUCCCUCGCCAUGCUGGUGGCCUGCUAUGUGGCGGGCAUCAUCCCCCUGGCCGUCAACUUCUCCGAGGAAAGGUUAAAGUUGGUGACCGUUCUGGGUGCCGGGCUGCUGUGUGGCACUGCCUUGGCCGUCAUCGUGCCCGAAGGAGUACAUGCACUUUAUGAAGACGUUUUGGAGGGGAAGCAUCACCCAGCAAGUGAGAUGCAGCACGUGGUAGAGUCUGAGAAGGUCGCAGAAAUACCAGUUGUACACGAGUACGGCCACGACCAUUCCAGGUUGCAUGCCUACAUUGGUGUUUCCCUUGUCCUUGGCUUUGUCUUCAUGCUCCUGGUUGACCAGAUAGGCAGCUCUCAUGUGCACUCUACAGAUGAUCCAGAAGCUGCUAGAUCGGGCAACUCCAAGAUCACCACAACACUGGGAUUAGUGGUCCAUGCUGCAGCUGAUGGUGUUGCGUUGGGUGCAGCAGCUUCUACUUCUCAGACUAGUGUCCAGUUGAUAGUGUUUGUUGCAAUUAUGUUGCACAAGGCACCAGCUGCCUUUGGCCUGGUUUCCUUCCUGAUGCAUGCUGGGCUGGAACGGAAUCGAAUUAGAAAACACUUGCUGGUCUUUGCAUUGGCAGCACCUGUUAUGUCCAUGGUGACAUACCUGGGGCUAAGCAAGAGUAGCAAAGAAGCCCUUUCAGAAGUCAAUGCCACCGGAGUUGCUAUGCUUUUUUCUGCUGGGACUUUUCUUUACGUUGCCACAGUUCACGUCCUCCCAGAAGUAGGAGGAAUUGCUCAUAGCCACAAACCUGAAUCAACUGGAGGAAAAGGACUCAGCCGUCUGGAGGUGGCAGCCCUAGUCUUAGGAUGCCUUAUUCCUCUAGUUUUGUCCAUUGGACACCAUCACUAAAAGCGCAAAUUUCACCGUUCUCCUCCUUGAUCUGACAUGAGCAGUAAACGUCGGCUGCUCCCUUUAUCACUGUCUGUCUUAUCCAUCAUCCAUCCCAUCUACUUUAUGGAGUUCAGAGGGAACCUUGAUUGCAAAAUGAGGAAUACUGGGAAAAUUUUUAGUGUAGCAAAAUGUACUUUGGCAGCCGGACAUAAAUUCUGUGUAACUUUUCUGAAGACAUUUGCUAUUUUAAUUGUUACUUCUGGCCCUAUUCUCAGGGAAGAUGGAAUUUGGAGUUUGAGAAAGGUGAGUGGGGAAGAACAUAGCAACUCAUCAUGAAAUUGCAAUCACCAAAGUAUCCUGCAGUUCAGCUUUCAAAGCUGAGAGCAAAAACAAAGGAUGGCUGCCUUUUGAGAGGUUGAAGUCUUCUUACUAAUGAAGAAGGGGGCUGUCCCCCAUUGGUUCCAUGUUGUCUUGGCAACGUGAACGGUUCUUGUAAUGUUUGUUGUUAAUUGUACUGCGAACGCGGGCUGUGCUCAGCAUUCUGGACAACAGUGCUAUUGUGACAGAGGUGUCAUUGAUAGGAAGGAAAUGCUGUAGAGAAAACGUAGGAUUAGAGUAGGAAAUCAGCUGGUUAAGAGCGCGCAAAUGAAUUCUGCAGUGUAUUCCAUUAUUUAAGGGAUAGAAGCAAGGAGAGUAUCGUUUUGAUUAUUUAUGCGAUUGUUAAUAAGUUUUAAACAGGCAGUAUGUACUGGGAGAUGGUCUUCCACCAGGUAAAGCAUAGGCACCAAAAAUGUUAGUGGGAAUUAGGUAUUUGUAACUGUGAUUACACUACUGCUACUCCUGAGAGAGAUCCAUGUUGUCCUUUGAAAUCAAGCUGUUCUGGGUUCUGAGGAGCAAAAAUCUGAUGGAAGCAGCUGUUGAGGGACCAGAGAACUUUACUAGCUCAUUUUCAAGAGUUUGAACCACUGAAAUCAGUGGUGUGUGUGUUUCUCAUUAAAUAAAAUGUAUUAAGGCUAACAUAACAAGAUCUAUAGAUGAAUAUUUAUGUUACAGGUAGAGUACAAAGUGUUUCUGAAGCAAUUCUACACAAACAAACAAACAAAAGAACAAGCAAGCAAGCAAAACGUGGUGGGUUUCCAGUGGACCUGUUAGGCAUUUCGCUUUUCCUUUGGGAAUCCUGCUUUCACCUUUUACUGAUAAUCAUUAGAUUCGGUGAAUCUACUUGAAGACUUAUUGCCAACUGCUGAUGCCUCUCACUGCAGAUGGGUGAUAAAAGAUCCAUCCCUUUCCAAGCCACAGCAUUUUCUUGUCAGGCACCUUUUCUCUUAUGCAAAUUAUAUUACACUUUAAUAACUGUAGUGCAUUGAAAAGUCAGGAAUGCUUGAUGUGCAAAGACUCAACAUAAAAUUCUUUCUUUAGGGGAAAAUUUUUAAUGCUGUACCCUUUUUGAGCUAUACUUUUCCUGCGGUUUUUAAAGCUAACAUUGCCAAAUAAAUUUUUCUGUUGUUUUUUUUUAAUGGACUUUCGAAGCCUGAAAUAUCUUUGCUGAAGUGCUUACUGUUUCAGUUUGAAUGAGCGUAUCUUUUUUCAUGCCAUUUAUUGCUUAUACUACACAGGCCGUUGUGCCUUUUAACUUCUUUACAUUUUUGUCACCAUCCAGUUUGUCUAGUAGCCCAGUAAUGGGCAUGGCCUGGCUCUUGGCCUAGUGAUGCUCUGUCUGUUGGGUUUGUAACAGUGCAGGCGUGUCCCAGGGGUAUACCUAGUAUUGAUCCCCAGAGGUGCUUGUUCAUUUAUGUAUUUUACAGUACAAUAGGUGAACUUAAGUAGCAUUGAAAAAUGACUAGAAACGAUCUUCUCCCACAAGAUACCAUUUUCAGAUAGAAUUUCAAGCCUAAACAAGCAUCUUUGGCAUUAGAGCUUCAAAAGUUAAUCCUGUUUUGAACAGCCACUGCAAAAGUAUUGAUGCAGAUGAGAUCCUCUGCUGCACAUCCUUAAACUGUUUUUACAACAUACAUAUGCAACAAGUAACUUACUAGUUGUUACCUGUUAAAAGGCUCAGUGAACAGGUUACUGACACGUACAAAUGAUAUAUAUGGGUACUUACACCAGAGCUCCCAGUGUUCUUCCUGAUUUCCCUUUAAUUACCUUCUUCCUUCGUAAUGUCACUAUUUUACCUUGCUUUAACCCUUCCUUUUGUUUCCAGAAGCUGAAGAGUUUGCAAGAUCUGUAAAAAGGCAAAAGCAGGAAAUAACUUAGAGCAGCAACAGAUGCUUACAUUCUGUAGAACAGCAGUUUUUCAAGUGGAGGCUAUCUGCUUGAGUAUUUAAGUUGAGUCCUUCUCCCACUAGACCUGAAACAGUUUUCAUAUGGAGGGAUGAGUUCUGUUUCUCGAAAACUGAUCCAAAGAGCAAACCUUAAUAAGCCUGAUGAAUGUACGUGAGUGCUGAUUGAUGAUGGAUGAUGCUGGCAUGCUGCAGGCUGUAGGGAGCCUGUUGUAACUUGCAGUGUUCUGGUAGAAAUUUAAGUUUCUCAAAUACCGGUCCAGCAGCCCUUAUGUGGAAAACAUUUGAACUGGAGUCCCAAUGGCAAACGGCAGCAGAAAAGGACUCCUCUUCUACUUUUUUCUUGAUGUAGAGCCACGUUUUAUCAUCUGUAAUUUGCACGUGAUCCCUGACUCCACUAGUUAGGCUAGUAUCCUGACACUGUUCCUCUUCAGCCUUAUUUUGUACACAACAGUUGCAGCAGUUUCGAGGGGUGAGGAUAAUACCUUUUUAUAUGGAUGGGAGUUUACCUCACUGCUGGUGUAACCUCUGGCAUAGUAAUUAUAACAGGUGCUACUGGUGAGAAGUCUUGUCAUCUUUGGUUUUUCCCCAUCCCUUAGGUCAUGUUUGCUGUUGACAGGGCAGCUACCAGGAAUGCCAAUUCUCAAUUUAAUCAUUCAUGAACUAUGGAGGCCAAGUUAGAGCAGCAGGUGAGGGAUAUAGAAAGUUAAAACAUUGACAAUUUGAAACUGGUGCAAAAAACAGUCUGAUAACACAUAGCUUUCAUUUUGGCACUCAAUUAUGUGAUAUAAGACUGAUGUGAAAGUUUUCCUUACCUAUUUGGAAGUAGUGCUUUUUUUCGCUGCCUCUGUUACCUCUGUGUUGAAUGGUUAUUUUCAAUUAGGUAGCUGCAAUUGCAAUGACUAAGGAAGGUUCUGGAUAUGUCAUAGGGAGGAUACAAAAUCUUAAAUGACCAAAAAUUUCAAAUCAUUAGGUCCACGUGGAGGAUUAUUUUCUAGAAGCAGAGUAUUUUAAUGAGGUAAACAAAAUAUCACAUUUUAUCAUAUCCCCGUUCUUACCUAUCUCCCCAUCUGUCACAAUAAAUCCAAGCACUGCGUGUAGUCAAGGCCAUCUGGUAUAAUUUUCUGCUCCUCUGGGGACCUUGCUGCAAGCAAAUUCCUCUUUACUCUCCCUGUAACAGCCAUCUCUGCCUGUGUUUCUGCUGAGAGGUAGGUGGCAGUAGGAAUAGCAGGUAGCACUUUAACCAAGUGCCAGGCAUUUCCCCUCUUUCUUCUGUAAAUCCCUCUAGGAAACCUAUAAUCUUCUCAUCACCUUUUUUUUCCCCUGUUAAUGAUUUCUUAAUUGGCAGUAGGAAUUGGACUAAAGCUGCGUUUCUCUUCAUCCCAGUGUGUUCAGGUACUUUCCCUACUGCUCUAAUUCUUCUAUUGUUCCUUGUUUUAAAGAAAAAAAAAAAAAGGGAAAUCUUUUGUUUUCAGCACCUGGUGGCAGACGCAGAAGCUGCUCUGGCAUUAACUUGUGUGGGGAAGGUAGAUCCGCCACACCGAGACAGGAGGUUUUGAUAAUUAUUCCCUGUAAUUUCAGAUGGCCAGGUGUUAAACACAAAAACCUGCUGCUGACUUCUGGUUUCAGAGAACCAUCGCUAGGUGGAUUGUGUAAAAGCAUGUCAUCCAGGAGACCCAGGAAAUCUGUUUAUUCAGGAAAAGUUCAGAGCCCUCAAGGAGCUUUUGAGAGUAGCAGCAUGUCUGUGAGGUACCAGCUCUUUGCAGAAUAACAGAUGCUGUGGAAUAAAUGCAGCUGCUGCUCUCGUCCUGUUCUGUGCUGCUUUACGUGGGACUUGGGAGGAAGAGGAGGAAGUGUGUUCUUUCAGGGUGGGAGGAGGAGUGGUGUGGUGGGAAUGUUUAAGUUUUAGAUUCCUGUUCACUUCAAAUUUAAAACAAAAUACCUUUUAUUUCUGAUUUUCUUUUUAUUAAAUCUCUUAGCAGCCUUGGCUUUCCAGGGAAGAACAUUGCGUGGUCAUUGCUGUUUACCUGACUCCUUGUAUGGAACUGUAAUUUUAAUGUCUCUUUUCAAACCAUUUGUACACAAAAUCAUUCCAUGAAUGGCUGCCUUAUAAUUUUUCCACUUUAAUUGUGAAUGGUUAAAAUAAUGUUUCAGUUUUCAAUUUGUUUUAUUAUAUUAAAUUUUUACUAGGUGCAGA